CAACGCGCGCGCUCACAAUCUGUCACCGUGCAGACGUACUCGUGCACGUUCGGUUGUUAUCCUCUUCUGAUUGGCUUGGGGAGUAUAUUUACGGAAGUGGUACGGGUCCGCAGGAGCUAGCUUACCUCCUCUUGGUGAUUAUCGGCUAAGAUGCAGUCAGACGACUUCGUAUCGUCUCUGAAAACCGAUUUGUUUAAAUCUUCCGGGACGUUUCGUGUUCUUGUGGGUGUAACAGGAAGCGUCGCAGCUUUGAAACUGCCAUUUUUGGUCUCCGAGCUCCUUCAGCUUUCCGGGGUGGAUGUAAGAGUGGUCACUACAGAGCACGCCAAACACUUCUACAAUCCUUCAGAUGUUUCUGUAAAGAUUUACACUGACAAGGAUGAGUGGGAGCUAUGGACACAAAGAUCCGACCCUGUGCUGCAUAUUGAGCUGAGACGCUGGGCAGACCUGCUGAUCAUUGCCCCUCUCGAUGCCAACACUCUUGGAAAGAUUGCUAAUGGCAUCUGUGACAACCUAUUGACAUGUGUGGUAAGAGCCUGGGAUACCAGUCGACCUCUCCUCUUCUGUCCCGCUAUGAAUACAGCUAUGUGGCUGCAUCCCAUUACGGCUCAGCAGGUAUCCCGGCUAAAAGAGUUCGGAUAUGUGGAAAUCCCCUGCAUUUCUAAGAAGCUAGUCUGUGGGGAUGAAGGUAAAGGCGCCAUGGCAGAGGUAUCGACUAUUGUCAGUUUUGUCAGGCAAUAUCUUCCAAAACCAGUUGAGUCGUCGCAGAAAACCUGAAGUUUUCCUGCCAAAGCCAACAGGCUCUUACAAACUAAUGCAGAGGAUUAGCUUUCACACUUUUUUCUAAAAGGUUCUCAACAUUUAUAAUCCACCCAGUAUAGUUUCUUUAUCCUUUUUAGGCUGGUGGGGAUUAUAUUAGUAUGUCACUGAAUCUCUUGUCUAGUUGAAGCUGUUUUUCUUGUUGGGACAGAGACCUAACGAGAAGAAUCCUCUGCUACUUAUUGGCAUACAGUGUCUGUCACUCUGAGUAACAACUAAGAAGGGAUUGUGUGUGUCUUAACUGUUUAUAGCACUUCAUUUUAAAGUAAAUUUCUAUGCAGGGAUCUUCUGACUUUAGCUUAUUGCCUCCUCUGCAGUCAUGUGCAUUAACAACUAUGACUUGUGCUUGGAAUCAUUGUCCUGUUCAAAGGUUCAAUGAAACCCAAGCUUCAGCUCCCUCACAGACAGCAUGGUAUUUUCUCCCAGGAAAUCCUGGUACUUGAUUGGAUGAAUCUUGCUCUUCACACACCACAGGUUUCCAGUACCAGAGGAAACAAACCGCUGACCUAUUGGCCCGAAUAGUUUCAUGUUUUGAGCUUUAGGUUCACAGAACAGGAUCCCGAAACCUCUUUGUCUUAUUUAAACUGUAAUGAUCAUAAUGGCGCUAACUUCCCUUAUGCUUCUGGGUCACAAGUGGUGUGUGUCUUGUUCAGGCGUGGAGUGUUAAGCAUUUAGGACAUGGCUUAUUGCAGAACCUGAAAACUCAGUGGCUGCUGCAGGUCUGUUGGAGUCACUUGGAGGUUUUUGUCCACCUGCCUUCUGAGGAAUCAGAUGUCAGCUGUUAGCUUCAAACUGUUUCUAACGUGAACUGAAACAUGCGUUCAUCAACAAUCCAGAUAACUGAGGUGCAACUAAUAAAUAUAUUUUGUCAACCUUGUA
Molecule: messenger RNA, 1698 nt
Organism: Girardinichthys multiradiatus
Lineage: Eukaryota; Metazoa; Chordata; Actinopteri; Cyprinodontiformes; Goodeidae
Gene: ppcdc
Product: phosphopantothenoylcysteine decarboxylase
Exons: 5
Coding region: 151-777 (208 amino acids)
Biological process (GO): coenzyme A biosynthetic process
Cellular component (GO): phosphopantothenoylcysteine decarboxylase complex
Molecular function (GO): FMN binding; phosphopantothenoylcysteine decarboxylase activity
Source: RefSeq, a predicted model, not a curated record